GAGAUGGUCGAGAACAUGAAGGCUGUCGCCUCCGCAGACCAGGAGCUCUCCGUUGAGGAGCGAAAUCUCCUGUCCGUGGCCUACAAGAACGUCAUCGGUGCCCGUCGCGCUUCCUGGAGAAUCGUCACCUCGAUCGAGCAGAAGGAAGAGUCCAAGGGCAAUGAGACUCAGGUCACUCUCAUCAAGGAGUACCGCCAAAAGAUCGAGGCCGAGCUUGCUAAGAUCUGCGAGGACAUCUUGGAGUGCCUGGACGGCCACUUGAUUCCCUCUGCUGAGAGCGGCGAGUCCAAGGUUUUCUACCACAAGAUGAAGGGCGACUACCACCGCUACCUCGCCGAGUUUGCCGUUGGCGACAAGCGCAAGACCUCCGCCGACAAGUCUCUCGAGGCUUACAAGGCCGCCACCGACGUCGCUGCCUCCAACCUUGCUCCCACUCACCCCAUCCGCCUUGGUCUCGCCCUGAACUUCUCCGUUUUCUACUACGAGAUCCUCAACUCACCCGACCAGGCUUGCCAGUUGGCCAAGCAGGCUUUCGAUGAUGCCAUUGCCGAGCUCGACACCCUAUCUGAGGAGAGCUACAAGGAUUCUACCCUCAUCAUGCAGCUUCUCCGGGACAACUUGACCCUCUGGACGUCUUCUGAGGCCGAGCCUUCCGCGGAGGCACCCGCUGCUGCGGAGCCUGCGACCGAUGCGCCCAAGGCAGAGAGCACCGAGGCCCCUGCUGAGACCAAGGCAUAAAUUGACUGAACUCCAAAUCGGGCAAAAAUGACAAGGGCUAGGGUAUGGUGCAUCUUGGUGUAGGUUAAUGAUGUCUGGUUCAUCGUUUUCUAAUGGCAUGGAGGGUGCUUUAGGGCCCCAAGGCCGUAUGCUUCGUUAGACUCUCAAUCUUCAACAUGUCAGCAUCUCAAUCCCAACCCUAUGCCCUCCUUUUUCCAUAUACGCAUACCACUCGAGUCUUGUAUGCCCGUGUUGUACGUUUCUAGAGGUUCACAUCUUACGGGUCCAUGAUGUGUAGGACUCUGUCGUUUUCUCCAUCAUACACGUUGUGUCUUUGCUCAGCUCGCGCUAGUUCACAGGGGCAUCUUGCUUUCCUACAGUCUCUCAAAAAAGAUUUCGAAUAAACUUUACAUGUGCUAGGCUCGCAAGAGCUAUACAUUUGGCCACA
This is a messenger RNA of Cucurbitaria berberidis CBS 394.84, 1165 nucleotides long. RefSeq names its product 14-3-3 protein epsilon. Gene Ontology annotation, cellular component: cytoplasm. The record is from RefSeq and is a predicted model, not a curated record. The transcript has 4 exons. The coding region runs from base 4 to 738 and encodes 244 amino acids. Lineage: Eukaryota; Fungi; Ascomycota; Dothideomycetes; Pleosporales; Cucurbitariaceae. Gene Ontology annotation, biological process: signal transduction.